AUGGAGAGCCUGGAGGAAACUGAACUCUGCUUUCCACAGCUCCUUAAUGCUUCAUGCAGGAAGAUGCCACAUCCUAAAUAUGUAUCGAUGCUCAUUUACACCAUACUUUCGAUUAUAUGUGUGAUCACUGCAUCUCUCAAUCUGCUGGUCAUCAUCUCCAUCUCACACUACAAGAAGCUCCACACCCCCACUAACCUUCUUCUGCUCUCCUUGGGGGUCUCAGAUUUCUCCAUUGGCCUCCUCAUGGUGUUUCAAAUCCUCAGCAUAGAUGGCUGUUGGUUGUUGGGGGACUUUGUGUGUGGUUUUUAUUUAGUCUUAGACUACACUUUCACUUCUGCCUCAAUAGGAACCAUGGUGCUCAUAUCUAUUGACCGCUAUGUGGCUAUCUGUUAUCCCAUGCAUUACCCUAACAUGAUCACUUACAGAAGGACUGAAAUCUGCGUGUCUAUAUGUUGGAUGUCCUCUCUAAUCUUCCAUUGUAUCAGGUUUAAAGAUAACCUGAAACACAUGGGCAUGUAUAACUCUUGCUAUGGAGAGUGUGUGGUUGUAAUUGAUUAUGUAUCAGGCAUCAUUGAUCUGUUUUUCUCUUUCCUCGGUCCCGUCACUGUUAUCGUGGUCCUGUAUAUGAGGGUGUUUGUGGUGGCCGUGUUUCAGGCACGAGCCAUGCGCGUUCACACCAAAGCCAUCACGCUGCAGUUCUCAGUGAGCAUAAUCACCAAGAAAUCUGAGAUGAAGGCAGCCAGGACACUUGGUGUCGUGGUGGUCGUGUUUCUAAUCUGUGUCUGUCCAUAUUUUUGCGUGGUACUUACUGGUCAGGACACGACGCUCGGCUCUACGUCUUCUGCCUUUAUAAUCAAUCUGUUUUACUUUAACUCCUGUUUAAACCCUCUCAUCUAUGCAUGUUUUUACCCAUGGUUCAGAAAAACCAUCAGGCACAUUAUAACACUCCAGAUCCUGAAGCCUGACUCAUGUCAGUCCAACAUACUUUAG
Molecule: messenger RNA, 990 nt
Organism: Cheilinus undulatus (humphead wrasse)
Lineage: Eukaryota; Metazoa; Chordata; Actinopteri; Labriformes; Labridae
Product: trace amine-associated receptor 6-like
Exons: 2
Coding region: 1-990 (329 amino acids)
Biological process (GO): G protein-coupled receptor signaling pathway
Cellular component (GO): membrane
Molecular function (GO): trace-amine receptor activity
Source: RefSeq, a predicted model, not a curated record